Molecule: messenger RNA, 348 nt
Organism: Arachis stenosperma
Lineage: Eukaryota; Viridiplantae; Streptophyta; Magnoliopsida; Fabales; Fabaceae
Product: josephin-like protein
Exons: 1
Coding region: 1-348 (115 amino acids)
Source: RefSeq, a predicted model, not a curated record
AUGGAUGAGAAAACAAACCAGUCCUGCAAAAAUUCUAGCCAGAGAGCUUCCCGAAACCGGCAUGUAAGGAGCUGCAUGUGCAGGAUUCCUUGGCAGUCUGAAUUCUCCCCUGCUGAGCUUGUCAAGGACAUUGCAGAAAGAGUAACGAAAUCUUUGCGCUUGGUUCCUAUCAAGAAAUCCUUACAUCGCGGUUCGUCUUCCUUAGGAAGAUCGAAAUCAGAAAGAUCCUCUGUUGAUUCUUAUAGAACAGCUGCUGUUGAGGACUGCAUUGAAUUCAUCCACUCUUCAUUUUCUAGAUCCAAUUCUUCGACUGCCACGUCUCACCAAGAUUCUAUACAUGCUCCUUGA